Molecule: messenger RNA, 1285 nt
Organism: Oncorhynchus gorbuscha (pink salmon)
Lineage: Eukaryota; Metazoa; Chordata; Actinopteri; Salmoniformes; Salmonidae
Exons: 4
Coding region: 398-1285 (295 amino acids)
Source: RefSeq, a predicted model, not a curated record
AGAUGGACGAGGAGAGAUUUUUCAUCGAAGUAGAGAAGUACUCACUUUUAUAUGACUCGUCUUAAAAAUUCUACAAGGAUCCAACUAAUAAAAAUGCGUUAUGGAGAGAGAUUGCAAAGACCAUGCACAUUUCAGAUGGUGUUAAAGACGCCACUGCUCCUGUGUUGCAGGAAGUGCUGUGUGCAAUCAUCUGGUGGCCCUUCUUUACCAGACAGCGCACUACUCUCAACUAAACAUUCCUGCUGCACCACCAGUUCACAGCUGCACAGACACAGAACAGCGUUGGCACGAGCCAAGAACACUUCCAGGUCCGGUUGAUGGGAUAGAGUUCCGUAAACUUACUAACUCGUGUGCUGAUGGAAUAAGAAGUUGUCUCUACAAAGCACUCCAUGGAUAUAUGCCUGACAUGGACCUUCUCCACGUCUCAGAAACAUAUGCCAACUUUUCUCCACUUACUUCCCCUCUUGUGAAAACAAUGGAAAUGUCAGCUGAUGUGCCCCUGGUUGAGUCCUCCUUUGGGCCAGUGCAAGCUGGCAGUGUGCUGUCCUAUCAACUUCCACAGCCAAAGACCCGUGAAAUUGUGAAAAUUGCCGAUGCCCCUUCUCCACUAAUACUUCUGUUAGAUGGCAACAGGCUUCAGUCUUCCCAGUGUGCUUACAUCCUUAGCCAUCAGGGGCAGUUCCAGGUCAAGGCAUUAGAGACAACCUACGAGAUGUCAAACAAAGUCGAGGUUGCUACAAGGGAGCAGAGCAGCAGCCCGGAAUGGCAUCAGCUCAGGAAAAUGAGAAUAACAUCCUCUCGUUUCCGAGAGGUUUGCCAUGUCCGGGGAGAGACCUCAGCGGACCGCCGAGCUGAGCGGAUGUUCAAGGGAUCUGGUGUGGAGAUGAAGAGGGGGCUAGCCAUGGAGCCAGUGGCUGUACAGGAGUACUGCACACUGAAGAAUGUUAACUUCUUUCCAUGUGGCUUCGUAGUGCACCCAGAUGCUCCGUGGUUAGGAUCUUCUCCAGAUGAGAUCAUAUUUGAUCCCAGUGUGAGACCACACUUUGGACUCUUAGAGGUCAAGUGCCCAAAUGUACAAAGUUAUGUUGACUGCCUUUACCUGAGGAUACAGAAUGGAGAGCUGAAGUUGAAGAGAUUUCAUGCUUACUACUGGCAGGUGCAAGGUCAAAUUCUUCUCACAGGUUGUAGCUGGUGUGACUUUGUCAUCUGUGCACAGGAGGACAUCCUAGUUGAAAGGAUGUCUAAAGAUCUACAGGUUUCAAAAAAUAUAAGAGAGAAGGUUUAA